Verticillium dahliae VdLs.17 is the source of this 1730-nucleotide messenger RNA. RefSeq lists its product as uncharacterized. The transcript has a single exon. The record is from RefSeq and is a predicted model, not a curated record. The coding region runs from base 47 to 1546 and encodes 499 amino acids. NCBI's taxonomy places the organism in Eukaryota, Fungi, Ascomycota, Sordariomycetes, Glomerellales, Plectosphaerellaceae.
GGCUGCACAACGACCUGAAUUCAUCACAACCUCAAACUUGCCAGACAUGACGCGGAAAGCUGCGCAACACCCCCAGGUAAGAACCUCCGAACACCAUGGGAACACUUCGAUAGAAGCAGUCCGCCCACCGACUGGGCACCAGCCACCUGACUUGCCCCCAACACAAGGCCUCUCUGGUGAUGCGCACAGACGUUUUGUUAUCGUGACAACCCUUCUGUCUUUGAUCGACCCAGUCAGAGGUGAACCAACUGUACAUAGCCUGGACAGACACCCUCACGACGGUGCUUGGAAGCAGGAGCAACUGCAGAAGAAAUUCCUCGACUCUUUUGCGCUCAUCUGCUCCACUUCGAGAAAAGGGGCCGAAACUGCUUCAGCGGUUUGUCUUGAGCAAGGUCAUCCAGAUGGUUCUGUCCUCCGCCUUGCCCGCAAUCUGAGGACCCCCGACGACUUGGUUGCCCGUCUUCACGAGGUACUUGAAGACCUGGCUGGAGUCGCAUCACGAGGUACGAUGCGAGUCAUAUCUUUCUGGAUGCCAACUAAUAACCCCCGAGAAAAGUCAGUCAAGGACGCAGAGCCUCGUAUCAUGUUCAAAAUCAUCACAUUGACUCAGGAUAAGAUUCGUGCCUUGCUUGAGACCCUCCGCCGGCCAGAAACGAACCUUCGCAUCACUGCUGCAGUCUCACAGGUGGUGGAUAAUGGAGCAUCACUUUCAGGGGAACCCGACGAAGGCGCCUUCCGCCAGUGGAUCGUCAAUCUACCGGUCUUGGCGUCACUAGACCCCCUAUCAGACCUUUCCACUCUCGCUCCACACCUCAAGUGGGCAUCCCAAGCCAGAUGGAUCUACUCGGAGCAGAUUGAGGCAAUGCUCGGACCCGAAGAGGAAGAGCUGCCGCACUGGCUCAGGUGUAUCUACAAACUUGGUCGAUAUCAUGCCGCAGCGAAGGCCAUGCUCAAGUUGGCCCUCAAGCACCCGAACAUCUUCUCCAGCAUCCGGGUUGAGGUCAUAAGAGCACCCGAUCCGGAAUCAUUCUCCCUCGGGGGAGACAAGACAGCUUUGUUUCAGGUCCUCAAGCGGUUAACUGGAACAAAUCCCGAUGAGCUCAUGAAACAAUUAGGGCGGAUAUGGCUAACAGACGAUCCCGAGGAACGUUUACGAAAGGCAUGCAAGAUGAAACUCACGGUGCACGCCGAGAUGCAACUUAUCAGCUUUUACGACCACAACCCAUCUCUCACCCCGCGUUUGCUUUUCAUGGGUACUAGUAAGAAGGCGUGUUACCUUUGUUACGAGUUUAUCUCCCGGCAUCCUCUCACCAUUGGUGUCUCUGCCAGCCACCAAAAGCUGUAUCCUACUUGGUUACCGGCGCCAUGCUCCUCAGCCGUGCGGAAAAGGCACAAGACUCUUCUGUGGGAGUUCAGUCGGCACCUCGAGGGGGUCACGACACGAGAUCUUCAAACCAGAUUGGGAAUGACGCGUCGUCCGGUCAGUUUGGACUCGACAGCCGGUCCGUCACUGACGACUACGGGGACCGAUUCGACGGGCCUUUAGACCCAGCUGUCAAAUCUGGGAAUUGAUUCGAAAGGCGGGGAGGCGUCUUCUCUUCCCGACGCUGAUGGCCCGUCUCGAGAAAUCCUGUAGACGUAGUAGACGCCGUUUAACGUAUGACUGCUAGUCGUAAUAUGUCGUCGCUAGAAGAAAGAACAUUCCAGACGUUACGACUGCGCUGACCAUC